Messenger RNA from Acanthochromis polyacanthus (spiny chromis), 1984 nucleotides. Its product is annotated as tumor necrosis factor receptor superfamily member 6B-like. The record is from RefSeq and is a predicted model, not a curated record. NCBI's taxonomy places the organism in Eukaryota, Metazoa, Chordata, Actinopteri, Pomacentridae. Gene Ontology annotation, molecular function: protein binding. The transcript has 4 exons. Bases 134 to 1039 code for a protein of 301 amino acids.
ACUACAGGCUUGUCUGGACAAUUUCCAAAAAUGCUGCUGCCCUGCCAAUAUAAAUAGCGGUGAAGAGGCAGUCAGAGCACCAUCCCUCCUGACAGAGAGCUGUAGCGUGCCACAGGACAUCAUCACAUUCACCAUGGUGUCUACAUCCUGUUUACUUCCAGCUGUUCUGGUGCUGCUGUUGUCACUGGUUGACAGCGAUGCCUCACCGGCCAAGACCUUCGAGCUCCAGGACCCAGUCACCGGGAAUCCGGUCAUUUGUGACCGCUGCCCUCCGGGGACAUACCUGCGCGAUCGCUGCUCAUCGACGCACAAGAGCCAGUGCGCACCGUGUCCUCCCGGUUCCUUCACCGAGCUCUGGAACCACAUCGGCAAAUGCCUGAGAUGUGGAGUUUGUGGGUACAACAUGAUCGAGAAGACGGCGUGCACGGCCGACAGCGACUGCCAGUGCGAGUGCAAACCCGGCUACUACUUCAAAGAGGAGUACGACAUGUGCGUUCGCCACAGCGAGUGUCCGGCCGGGCAGGGAGUGGCGAGCCAAGGUACAGCUAAUAAGGACACAGUGUGCCACAUCUGCUCCAACAACACCUACUCUGACGUUUCCUCAGCUCACAACAACUGCACCGAGCACCAGAUGUGCAGCGAUGUAGAGCUGCUGAAGGGCUCCAUAUGGCACAAUAGCAUCUGUGCAAACUGCGGUGUGCUCAAAGACGGAGGUGAGUACCUCAAAGAAAUCCUCCCGGCUUUCUUCGUCCAGCAUAAAAUGAACAUCAAACGUCUGCGUCGGAUCGUGCACAGGCUCCCGUUGGAGGACGGCAAAAAGCAGGCGGGAACCUCAGAAUUUAAUCUCUUACAGCUUCGUUAUCGCAUCAACACUUGGGUCGCCUCCGCCACACCGGAGCAGAUUCGGGAGCUUCCAGGGAUACUGGAUAAAACGGGAGCAAGCAGCGCUGGUGAGAGACUACAGAACAAGCUGCAGCGCAUUGACACAAACGUCAAAGAGCAGUGCACUCUGGGAAAUGAGGUGCUUGCAGUUUUAUAGUUGUCCUGUCCUAGGCUAGCAAAUACCUUACUAUAUGCACAAGAGAGUUUCAUUCCUCUAAUAGUAGCAUCUGAAGAAUUCCAAAUAUAUAAAUAUACUGCACUAUUCAACAUGCACUGUCCAUUGCAUAGCUAAAAGAGAAUACCAGUAAUUGAGAGGCAAAGUGAAUUAUCUUUCAUCUCUGUCUGUUUAACAAUUUCUCUUUUGUAAGACAAUUCGUUUUUUCUUGUUUUUCCAAAAAAAGGACAAAACAAUUAAAAAAAAAAAAGGAUUUUGUCACCAAGCUUGAAAUUACUUGCUGCCCUGUGUAACCAAAUUCAGUAAGAGAUGAAUAAAUGUCAUUGUAGAUAAUGCAAGACAAGGUGGUUUAGAGGACACUUCAAUUCAGGUCAGGUGAUUGACAAGGAAUUGUUGUAUACCACUACAAAAAGUACAUUUCUCACAGACUCACGAAGAAAAUGGUAUUUGGUAUAUAAUUGUACCGUUUCAUGUAUAACUUUGCUGCAAAAACACAAAGCUGCACUUGGUUUCAUAUAGCUCAACUCAACUCAAAUUCUUGUGUUCUCCUUCUGGGAGUGAAAGCCCCAAGAGAACCUGCAGAAUGAUCACUUAAAAUCAAAUGAAUUAUAAAAUACCGGUAUUUUCCUUUAAAAAAAACCAAAGUGUUGACCUACAGUAGAUCUACCUCCUGUUACACCUGCAGUUCAACCAUCACGGUUUUGCUAAUUCUACAGAUUUUGUAAGUUUCAUUUGUGUGUCAGAUUCUAAUUUAUUCCUAUUUAUAAACCUAAGGGCAUCUUUUGCCCUCAGAAGAGAUGGUGAUGGGGCUGUUUGGUUUGCAUUAUUUUUAUACAGAUAGAAACUAUAGAGUUGUAUGCAUGUGAUGUUUGAUAUCUGGCUGCUUUGAAUGAUGCUCAAAUAAAAAAAUAUAUGUAACAGAUAUAA